UGGCAGCCUUUGGACCGGGUGGCAACGUUCUGUGACGGUAACACAGUCUCCAAAGACAGAAAAGUGCACAACAAAAAUCAGAUUUUUUCCGAAGAAAAAAUUAAGACAGCAAUUUAAAUUAAAAUUCAACAAAUGGUAACAAGUUACACGGACUCUAAGAGAACGUGGGAUAUGUUAUCCAAGUACUUGUAAGCAUAUAUAUCAAUUUGAAGAAGAAAACUAAGCAAGAUGGACACCGCAUCGGACAACGACAGCGAUGAGGGCUCCAUUGGCGGCAAUGCGGCGAAUGACAUGGGCUUGGAUCUGACUGGAAUUCUAUUUGGCAACAUUGACUCGGAGGGCAAGCUCGUGGAUGACGAGGAUGAACAAGGACAUGCAUUUGAUGCGGAGUUGCGAGAAAAUCUUAGUUCAUUGUCAAAAAUGGGUCUCAACUCGCUCUUAAGCGAGGUAAUUGACCAGAAUGGUGGCACCAACUCGGACGAGGACACUGAGGACAAGCCUGUCUCUGACUCUGCUGAUAACUUAAGCGCAUUUGAUGCAUUGAAGGCUGGUGUCAACAGCGAGGCGACUGAAGAUGGUGCUAUCAAGGCACAAGACGAUGCUAUCGACUAUUCGGACAUUAAUGAACUAUCUGAGGAUUGUCCGCGCACCCCAUCGCCACCAGCAGCGACAGCGACAGAAGCAGCAGAAGAGGCAACCACAUCGGCGUCUACAUUCGAUGACUUGGAAGAUGCCAUACCAGCUUCCAAGGUAGAGGCCAAGUUGACCAAGGACGAUAAGGAACUUAUGCCGCCUCCAAGUGCACCAAUGAGAGGUGCAGGCACAACGUCCACUGGCAACGAUGAUGCAUCUACCAAGCCAGGCAGCACUGAUGCUUCUAGCUCCAGUGAUUCUAAAGCGAAUGAUGCUAAAGCUGAGGCCGAUCGCAGACUGGACACUCCUCUGGCAGACAUAUUACCCUCUAAAUACCAAAAUGUCGAUGUCUGUGAGCUUUUUCCCGACUUUCGUCCACAAAAGGUGCUACGCUUCUCCCGGCUAUUUGGUCCCGGCAAGCCGACUAGUCUGCCACAGAUCUGGCGACAUGUUCGCAAGCGACGCCGCAAGCGCAAUCAGUCGCGAGAUCAAAAAUUGACCAAUACUGGCGGAUCGGAUUCGCCGAGUGAUACCGAGGAGCCACGCAGACGUGGCUUUGGUAUUUAUUUUGGGCCAGAACCAAAGCCGGCGGAUUGCAUGUCCGACGAUGAGGAUAAGCUGCUCAGCGACUUGAACAGUGAGGAUGUGCGCCAGGAGGGUCCCGAAAAUGGCGAUCAUAAUGAUCAGAAGCCGAAAGUGGCCGACUGGCGAUAUGGACCAGCCCAAAUCUGGUACGAUAUGCUGGAAGUACCCGACUCGGGUGAGGGAUUCAACUAUGGCUUCAAGACCAAACCGGCACAAUCAUCCUCUUCAUUGGCCAAAUUCAACGGUGAACGCACAACAGCCAGUACUGAUAAUGAAAUCUCCCAGGAGCUCAGUAUUGCCGACGAUGCAUUUCUAAUGGUAUCUCAAUUACACUGGGAGGAUGAUGUUGUCUGGGAUGGCAACGAUAUCAAGGCCAAGGUGCUACAGAAACUAAACUCCAAGACAAAUGCCGCUGGCUGGCUGCCCUCGAGUGGAUCCCGCACAGCCGGCGCCUUCAGUCAGCCGGGCAAGUCGUCGCUGCCCGUUGGCAACAACAGUGGUGGCGGUGGUGGCAACAGCGGCAAACAGAACUCUGGCAGUAGUGCAACCAAAAAGGCACUUCAGAGUGCUGCGCAAAACAAACAGGUGGAGGCUCCAGAUGACACCUGGUACAGUCUGUUUCCCGUGGAGAAUGAGGAGCUCAUUUAUCACAAGUGGGAGGAUGAGGUAAUCUGGGAUGCUCAGCAGAUGAGCAAAGUGCCCAAACCCAAGGUGUUAACUCUGGAUCCCAAUGAUGAGAACAUUAUACUCGGCAUUCCCGACGACAUUGAUCCAUCUAAGAUCAAUAAGAACACUGGACCACCGCCUAAAAUAAAGAUACCACAUCCACACGUUAAGAAAUCAAAGAUUCUGCUGGGCAAGGCGGGUGUCAUUAAUGUGCUGGCUGAGGAUACGCCACCGCCGCCACCAAAAAGUCCAGAUCGUGAUCCCUUUAACAUAUCCAAUGACUCUUAUUACACACCCAAGACAGAGCCAACAUUGCGCCUCAAAGUGGGCGGGGGUAAUCUCAUUCAACACUCCACGCCUGUUGUGGAGCUACGUGCUCCAUUUGUACCCACACACAUGGGUCCAAUGAAGCUGCGCUCUUUCCAUCGUCCGCCGCUCAAGAAGUUUUCCCAUGGACCGCUGGCACAGACAAUGCCACAUGCAGUUCAUCCACUGCUCAAGCACAUUGUGAAGAAGGCGAAACAGCGCGAGGUGGAGCGUAUUGCGUCCGGUGGUGGCGACGUUUUCUUUAUGCGCAAUCCCGAGGAUCUAAGUGGCAAAGAUGGUGAAAUUGUGUUGGCCGAGUUCUGUGAGGAGCAUCCGCCUCUUAUGAACCAGGUGGGCAUGUGCUCCAAAAUCAAAAACUAUUACAAGCGCAAGGCCGAGAAGGACAGUGGACCACAGGACUAUGUGUAUGGCGAAGUAGCCUUUGCCCACACCAGUCCAUUUCUGGGCAUACUUCAUCCGGGUCAGUGCAUACAGGCGCUGGAGAACAACAUGUACCGUGCUCCCAUUUAUCCACACAAGAUGUCCCCAUAUGACUUCCUUAUAAUUCGCACACGCAACAGCUACUGGAUACGUGUGGUGAACGCGAUCUUCACUGUGGGCCAAGAGUGUCCACUCUACGAGGUGCCAGGACCCAAUUCCAAGCGAGCCAACAAUUUUACGCGUGACUUUCUGCAGGUCUUCAUCUAUCGCCUGUUUUGGAAAAGUCGCGACAAUCCUCGUCGCAUACGCAUGGAUGAUGUGAAACGUGCCUUUCCAGCUCAUUCGGAGAGCAGCAUUCGAAAGCGUUUAAAGCAAUGUGCGGAUUUUAAGCGUACAGGCAUGGACUCCAACUGGUGGGUCAUCAAGCCCGAGUUUCGACUGCCCUCCGAGGAGGAAAUUCGUGCCAUGGUAUCGCCGGAACAAUGCUGUGCCUACUUCAGCAUGAUAGCUGCCGAGCAGCGCCUUAAGGACGCUGGAUAUGGUGAGAAAUCGCUGUUUGCUCCGCAAGAAGAUGACGAUGAGGAGGCGCAACUGCUCGAUGAUGAGGUGAAAGUUGCCCCAUGGAACACAACGCGCGCCUACAUUCAAGCCAUGCGCGGCAAGUGCCUGCUGCAGUUGAGCGGCCCAGCGGAUCCCACAGGCUGCGGUGAAGGAUUCUCCUAUGUGCGCGUGCCCAACAAGCCAACGCAAAGCAAAGAGGAGCAGGAAUCACAGCCAAAGCGUUCGGUGACGGGCACGGAUGCCGAUCUGCGUCGUUUGCCACUGCAGCGGGCCAAGGAGCUGCUGCGUAAGUUUAAAGUGCCAGAGGAGGAAAUCAAGAAGCUAACACGCUGGGAGGUCAUCGAUGUGGUGCGCACACUAUCCACGGAGAAGGCCAAGGCUGGCGAGGAGGGCAUGGAUAAAUUCUCGCGUGGCAAUCGCUUUUCAAUUGCUGAGCAUCAAGAACGUUAUAAGGAGGAAUGUCAGCGCAUUUUUGAUCUACAGAAUCGUGUGCUUGCCAGCUCAGAGGUGCUGUCCACCGAUGAGGAUGAAUCCUCUGCCUCUGAGGAGUCGGACUUGGAGGAGCUGGGCAAGAAUCUGGAGAAUAUGCUGGCCAACAAGAAGACAUCCACUCAGCUAUCGCUGGAACGCGAAGAACAGGAGCGUCAGGAGCUGUUGCGUCAGCUGGAAGAAGAGCAGGGCGAUGGCGCUAGUAAAGCAGCCAAGGCCAAGGAGGAUGCAUCACAGCAGCCGAUGGCCAAUAGCAACCAUGGACGCAUUUUACGCAUUACGCGCACCUUCAAGGGAAACGAUGGCAAGGAGUAUACCCGCGUGGAGACGGUGCGUCGACAGGCGGUGAUUGAUGCGUACAUCAAGAUACGCACCACCAAGGAUGAGCAGUUUAUCAAACAGUUUGCGACGCUAGACGAGCAGCAAAAGGAGGAGAUGAAGCGGGAGAAGCGUCGCAUUCAGGAGCAACUGCGUCGCAUUAAACGCAACCAGGAACGCGAACGUCUGGCCCAAUUGGCCCAGAACCAGAAACUACAGCCAGGAGGUAUGCCAACGUCGCUGGGCGAUCCCAAGAGCUCGGGUGGUCAUGCUCAUAAGGAACGGGAUAACAGUCACAAGGAAGUCAGUCCAUCUCGCAAGAAGUUCAAGUUGAAGCCGGAUCUAAAGCUCAAGUGUGGUGCCUGCGGCCAAGUAGGACACAUGCGCACCAACAAGGCGUGUCCACUGUACACGGGCAUGCAGAGCAGUCUGUCGCAGUCGAAUCCCUCGCUGGCCGAUGAUCUGGACGAGCACAGCGAGAAGGAGAUGAACAUGGACGAUGACGAUCUGGUAAAUGUCGAUGGCACUAAGGUAACAUUAAGUAGCAAGGUACUCAAACGUCAUGGACAAGGAGAGGACGCUAAACGACGUGGCAAUCUUACGCUCAAAGUGGCCAGAGAUGCCAUGGGCAAGAAGAAACGCCGCAUGGCCAACGAUGUCCACUGUGACUACUUGCAGCGUCACAAUAAAACUGCCAAUCGACGACGCACCGAUCCCGUCGUCGUGCUCUCCUCCAUUCUGGAGCACAUCCUCAAUGAGCUACGCUCCAUGCCAGAUGUUUCGCCUUUUCUGUUCCCAGUGAAUGCUAAACGCGUGCCAGACUAUUAUCGUGUGGUCUCCAAGCCCAUGGAUUUGCAGACUAUGCGAGAAUACAUUAGACAACGGCGCUAUACCAGCCGCGAAGUCUUCUUGGAGGAUCUCAAGCAAAUUGUGGACAACUCGUUAAUAUACAAUGGUUCCCAGAGUGCCUAUACUGUUGCUGCCCAGCGCAUGUUCAACAGUUGCUUCGAGUUGCUGUCGGAACGAGAGGAUAAACUGAUGCGUUUGGAGAAGGCUAUCAAUCCUCUGCUGGAUGAUGAUGAUCAGGUCGCGCUGUCAUUCAUCUUUGAUAAGUUGCAUACACAAAUAAAAACCCAAACUGAGAGCUGGCCCUUCCACAAGCCCGUUAACAAGAAAGCAAUCAAGGAUUACUAUACGGUCAUCAAGAAGCCCAUGGAUUUGGAAACCAUUGGCAAGAAUAUUGAAAAUCACGUUUAUCAUAGUCGUGCCGAGUAUCUGGCUGACAUUGAGCUCAUUGCGGCCAAUUGCGAGCAGUACAAUGGAAGCGAAGCACAGUACACCAUGUAUGCCAAGAAGAUAUUGGAAUACGCACAGGCACAGCUGGAGGAGUUUGCCGAUCACUGUGGACAGCUGGAGGAGAAUAUACUGAAGACUCAGGAACGUGCUCGGGCUAAUGCUCCAGAAUUUGAAGAGGCUUGGGGUAAUGAUGAUUAUGAUUUAAGUCGUGGCAGUCGAGCCAGCUCUCCAGGCGAUGAUUACAUCGAUGUGGAGGGCCAUGGUGGACUUGGACUUGGACUAGUCACACCCAAUUCGAUACAUCGCACAAUGGGAGCGGAUUCCAAUCUGACACAUGCUUCGACGCCGGCUAGAAAACCAGCACCUUCAGCUGCCAGUGAAGUGAAACGCGGUCGCGGACGACCACGCAAACAACGUGAUCCUGUUGAAGAGGUCAAAAACUCGAGUCUGGUUAAGCGUGGUCGGGGCCGUCCCCGAAAGGACAGCCUUGGCUCUAACAUGAGUCAGACGCAAUCUUACUUUCUGGACGAAGAUCUUCAAUGCUCCACGGAUGAUGAUGAAGAUGAUGAGGAGGACUUUCAAGAGGUGUCUGAGGAUGAGAAUAAUGCUGCCAAUAUAUUGGAUCAAGGGGAGCGCCUUAAUGCGACUAGCGAUGGAAUGGAUUACAUAGAUCCAAAGAACAUCAAGACCGAGGUGGAUAUCGAAGCACAUCAGAUGGCAGAGGAACAAUGCGGCGAGGAUGACAGCCAGAAAGCAGCUGAAGCUAUGGUGCAGUUGAGUGGCGUUGGCUUUUAUGCUCAACACCAGCAAGAUGAGUCUAUGGAUGUUGACCCCAAUUAUGAUCCGUCGGACUUUCUGGCUAUGCAUAAGCCUCGGCAAAAUUAUGGUGAAUCGUAUAAUGCACAGAGCGCCUUUUCUGACUUUAUGCCACAGGCGCAGGACGAUAAUGGGCAAUACAAUCCGCCUGAGGCUAGCACCAGUGCAGCAGCUGCUGGUUUGCAGUCGCAGGAUGAUGAUUUGGCCACCACAAGCAAUGACAACGGCAUGGGCAUUGAUGAAGAUCUCGAUAUAUCCGAGAGUGAUGAAGACGAUGACGGCGGCGUGCGAAUUAAGAAAGAGGUCUUUGAUGAUAACGACUUGUCUGCCCAUCAGCAUAUGCAGCAGCAGGUGUCUCAACAGUCACAAAUAUAUUUGCUGGAUGCUUCCAAUGAGCCCGUCCAGGCCGUCGAUUAUCAGCCACAACCUUCCGACUUCCAAGCUGGUCAAGAUCUGGAACAACUUCAUGCUCAACCGCCGAUGAUGCAAUCUCAGCCCGAUCAGCAGCAGCAUCAGCCACAGGGUGAAAAUGAUUACGAUUGGCUGACAUUCUAGAUAUGCAAUGUUCAUAUUGAUUUUAUUUAAUCAUAAGUUGGAGAUAAUUAAAAUGUUCUAUGAAUAUUUGCAUCAUGAUUGUCCACGACCAUUAAGAUUUAUUUUUUUUGCUUUUCAUUUCUUGUCAAACAAUCUACUACAUAUUAAGUUGCUGUUACAUUUAUAUAAUAACUGUUGUAUGAGUAUAAUAGAAUUAGAAUUAAUCAAGUAACUAAAAUCACAAGUGAUUAGUUCAAUGGACUAUUUACUUAGAUAUGCUAAGCUAACUCUAGUUGGAGAAAUAUGCAAAUAUCAUUUGAUGAAAUUGAUAAGAGUUAAAUUUCAUUUUCUUAAAAUAAAUUUAUAAAUUGAUAA
This is a messenger RNA of Drosophila innubila, 7020 nucleotides long. It is a transcript of the gene Taf1, whose product is annotated as transcription initiation factor TFIID subunit 1. Bases 229 to 6666 code for a protein of 2145 amino acids. Gene Ontology annotation, molecular function: RNA polymerase II general transcription initiation factor activity; DNA binding; TBP-class protein binding. NCBI's taxonomy places the organism in Eukaryota, Metazoa, Arthropoda, Insecta, Diptera, Drosophilidae. The record is from RefSeq and is a predicted model, not a curated record. Gene Ontology annotation, biological process: transcription by RNA polymerase II; RNA polymerase II preinitiation complex assembly; DNA-templated transcription initiation. Gene Ontology annotation, cellular component: transcription factor TFIID complex. The transcript is spliced from 15 exons.